Molecule: messenger RNA, 1954 nt
Organism: Dendronephthya gigantea
Lineage: Eukaryota; Metazoa; Cnidaria; Anthozoa; Malacalcyonacea; Nephtheidae
Exons: 7
Coding region: 92-1855 (587 amino acids)
Molecular function (GO): L-ascorbic acid binding; oxidoreductase activity, acting on paired donors, with incorporation or reduction of molecular oxygen; iron ion binding
Source: RefSeq, a predicted model, not a curated record
ACAUAUUUUAUAAAUUAUAAAGGAAGAAGGAAGUAUGUAAAUAGUUUUUGAUUGUUGCCAAUUAAUUAUAGCAGUAAAUACCUGAAGGAACAUGGCUUGUGAUGUCUGCAUUUUUUGUACACUUACUUUUUUUGCAUUCUACGUUGCGAUCGCGUCCCAAGAAAAAGACUUCUUGCCCGAUCAACAGAAAUUUGAAUUCAGCUUUGUAGACGACAGUCAAAAAACGAAAAACUAUUCUCUGGUGGAUGACCUUGAUGUUGCAGCCAAACAUGUCAAGAAAUACAUCACAAAAAGCGGAUACAAAGUUGGUGUAUAUCAUCAUCUCCUAACUGCUGGUCAUCUUCAAUUACUAAGAGGGCUUGCCACUUUCCAGCUUGGUGCCUGGUCCUAUGGUAUUCCUGAGGCUAAUGUUCAUGAUGGCCAGAAACGCACCAAUCCUAAUAACAUUCCCUGGUUGAAUGAGAUCAAUGCUGUUGAAUUUUCAGAGAGCAUAGUGGCCAAACAGUUGCAGAAAGUUGUUGCAGAUAUGGAUGAGGGUGGAGAUGGUACAUAUGUUCCAUAUAAAGUUAUUGGUCACAUAAUGCGCUGUGGGGACUCUCCUAAGGUACAUGUUGAUGCAGCCCCUGAGGAUGAUGAGGUAUCCAUGAUGAUUUAUCUAAAUGCAAACUGGAGGAAGAAUGAUUAUGGAGACUUGUACUUAUACGAUGACGAUCAAGAAAUCUUGGCUGGGGUGGUACCACAUUACGGUCGCAUUGUUGUAUGGCAGAGCUCAAUUCCAUAUCUUCCUCGACCUCCAAGUGUUGCUUUCAAACUUGGCCAACUCUUCUUCCACAUUCGCUUCACAAAGAAUCAAACAAAAUUCAUGAAUACUCAUGAAAAAUGGUUGGACAACCAUCAACUGUAUGAAACUAUACGAAACAAAGGAUUAUUUAUUAACCCCCAAAAAGAUGAACAUAAAGAACCAAUAAACGCUAGAAAAAUGCUAGUUUCAGAGGCUAAGUCGGAAGAGGGCAAGAAAAUUUUUGUGUUUGAUGGUUUGUUUAAGAGAGACGUCUUGGAUCAACUCCGUAGUGUUAUACUGAACUAUGGCGUGUAUUAUUACGAUGACAGUUACGAUGAAGAAAGCGAUAAUGUUCAGUGGAUAGCAGCGUUUAAUGUGGAUGAAUAUGUACAAAGCAGGAUGUGGGGGAUUACAAGAGAAAUUGCUGAAUUUGUCUCUGGCGGACACGCAGAGUGGUUUCCUUACGAUGUAUCCUGCAACUUGAUUCGUAAUGCGGACACAACACAGAUUCAUCACGACUGUACACGACAAGAGAACGAGUGGACGUUUUUGUUGUAUUUAAAUCCUGAUUGGAGUGCGAAUGAUUAUGGAGAAACCGUGUUUUAUGAGACGAAUGAUGAUAAGACUGAAAUUAUUACCGAAGUACUGCCAAAGUAUGGCCGGGUUGUGAUUUUCCAAGGGAUAAUCCCACACUCAGCUCGUCCUCCCAGCAGGAAUUUCACCGGCGCGCGAUUAUCCUUUGCUGUCAAGUUAUCCGUAAAUGAAUUCACCGGAAGACUGAAAGCAUCUCGUGAGGAACUUAGGCACUUCACUGGAGCUUUGGCGGGACUUCAGUAUAUAAAACAGCAAUUUUUAGAUGGGAACAUUGAAGAUGAGGAAGGUGAAGCUCCAAUGGAAGAGGAUUCCGAAAUUUCGAUCGAAGAUGUCAGACUACGAGAAAUAAAAGAAAAGUUUGAGAGAUUUGAUAUCGAAGAGAACGAUAUCGAAGAUGUUCGUGAUUUUUUUAAGGAAGUCAGAAAUUUGCAUCUCGGAGCCAGAGAAGAAAUCAAAGAGCUUUUACAUCGGUUAUUAUGAUCGAAUAUCAGAAUUUCUUCAAUUAAUUUAGUCUAUUUGAGGUAGCACGCAAAAAAUUUGCACUUUUUUUCCAUCACCGAUUAUUUUAAUCUAAACCUA